This is a messenger RNA of Beta vulgaris subsp. vulgaris (sugar beet), 579 nucleotides long. Its product is annotated as replication factor A protein 1-like. NCBI's taxonomy places the organism in Eukaryota, Viridiplantae, Streptophyta, Magnoliopsida, Caryophyllales, Amaranthaceae. Gene Ontology annotation, cellular component: nucleus. Gene Ontology annotation, molecular function: DNA binding. The coding region runs from base 7 to 579 and encodes 190 amino acids. The transcript has 4 exons. The record is from RefSeq and is a predicted model, not a curated record. Gene Ontology annotation, biological process: DNA replication; DNA repair; DNA recombination.
GAUGAAAUGGAAACAAUUAAAGCAUUGCAACCACAAGCACAUGAACCACCAGAACAAGCCAUGUUCCGGAACAGAAAAAAGCUAGAAGAUAUUUUGCAAAAGGACCCAGGAGAAAAGGAGACUUUUACUUGCAAUGCCAAAAUUACAAGCAUAGAUCUUCACAAAAAAUGGCAUUACAACUCGUGCGACGCAUGCAAGACCAAGAUCGAUGAGACUUCGUACUGUACCAAGUGUGAUGUUGUGGUCAAAUACCCAAAGAUAAGGUAUCUUCUAACAGUUGACAUCGAUGACGGGAGUGCAUGUGUUCCACUCGCAUUAUUCGAUAAUGAAGCUGAAAGAGUUAUUGGGAGCCCAGUGAACAAGUUGUUGGAUUUGCAGAAAAAGGAAAAUGGCAAUGAGAAGGUGAAAGACCGACUAGGAAUUUGUAUUGGAAAACAAUUUGCAUUCAGGGUAAAGCUCAGCACAAGGAGUGAGACAACUGAAUUGAUUUGCCAAAGGACAUUUGAGACAAACUACCAACUAGAAAAAUCAUACGAGGAACAACAACACAAAGAUAUGGCAAGCAUAAAAAAAGUAUAA